AUGACGGGAGCAGAGAAAACAAUCGGGGGCGGGGGCGGGCCCGGGGCCCUGUGCCUGCCCACAGCCCCCUGCGGCACUCGCGGCCCCCCGUCGGGGCCCAAAGUGCCGGGAAACCAAGUGCCCGAGGUGCCCGGCCAUGCGGGGAGAGCCGGUGGGGGCGGGGCAGAGGGAGGCCAGAACGGAGGGGGUCGGGGAGCCAAGGGUCCAGGAGGGGGCUGGGCCUGCUUCCCCCGGGGCCACUUGCGAGUGGUCUCGUGGGCCGGACCCUUCCCCUCCCUGCUCUGGAACUCGGGGGGAGCUGGGAACACAGAGCAGAGAACUCAGCACCCCAAGGAGACGGGCAGCCUGGAAUGGGAGAAUUCUGAGCUGGGGGGCCGAGAACGGGGGGCGUCGGGGCUGGGGGGCCGAGAACGGGGGGCGUCGGGGCUGGGGGGCCGAGAACGGGGGGCAUCGGGCUGGGGGGGCUGA
Messenger RNA from Antechinus flavipes (yellow-footed antechinus), 468 nucleotides. RefSeq names its product ctenidin-3-like. The record is from RefSeq and is a predicted model, not a curated record. The coding region runs from base 1 to 468 and encodes 155 amino acids. Lineage: Eukaryota; Metazoa; Chordata; Mammalia; Dasyuromorphia; Dasyuridae. The transcript is spliced from 3 exons.